AUGCUUUCUCCCGCCGCUCUCCUCUCGCCAGAGCCCGGCCCGACAAUGGUAGACUUCCUCUGCGACGGCUACAGAACCAUCUUUCAGACCAAGUGGCGGCCCUUCUCCCUCCUAGGCAGCGACGAUCCCAGCACCCGCCCGGGAUGGCACCGUAACCUCAGCCGCCUGUGUCACCGGACCCCAUGUUUCGUCUACGAGGGACGACGCAGCCGCCUGAAGCCCGACGAACGCUGGAUUUGCAGGAGGCAGGCUGCUCGUUCCGGCGAGGCGGCCCAGAAACUUGCCGACAGCAUGCUCUCCAUCAACUACCGCCCCGGUCCGGGUGCGGCAGCAGUCAAAGAGAAUCUCAGCCGUCGCGGCCGACACGAGCCCAAGUCCGCUCUCGCUCGGCGUUGCUCCGAGGAUGAUCCUCUGAAUGACGAUUUGUCCAGACUCGCCUCUGGCGGCGUCUGUCCCCGGUCGACCGGCCUUAUGGGAUACCUCCUCCUUUCCGUGCAAGCCACCAAGGUGCCUCAUCAAGAUCGACGACGGGGACGCUGGCCUUCACCUCAAACUCAUUCAGAAGAGUUCCCACGAUACUGCGCCCUGAGCUACUUCUGGGACGACCCGGCUCGCCAUGCCCAGAAGAAGACGCUGCGGGGCACCCUUGGAACACACGAGUCCGUCAUCGACCCCACUGGCCUGACCCGGACCGUCGCUGACGUCGUCGCCUGCUGCCGUCGCCUCGGCCUCCCCCAUCUCUGGGUCGACGCGCUGUGCAUCGUCCAGGAUGACGACGACGAUAAGCUCUCCGAGAUCGCGGCCAUGGGUGACAUCUACGCCAACGCCUACCUGACUCUCGCCCCCUUCAUCGCGGGUGGGAGCGAUGACGGCUUCCUGGCACCGAAGGAGAACCCCUUUCUGUCCGCCCCUAUCCCCGAUAUUCGUAGCGACGGCGCACCGGUGGACGUCAAAUUGGUCCCGAGCAGCCGAGGCCUUCUCAGCCCGUCGACCUUGGUCCGGUUGAAGGGUCAGAGGCCGAAGCCGGCCAAGUCGUCCGAGCCGCUGCAUUCCAGGGGGGCUGGACCUUCCAAGAUGUAAUGCUUUCCAAAA
Molecule: messenger RNA, 1092 nt
Organism: Colletotrichum destructivum
Lineage: Eukaryota; Fungi; Ascomycota; Sordariomycetes; Glomerellales; Glomerellaceae
Product: Putative heterokaryon incompatibility
Exons: 2
Coding region: 1-1080 (359 amino acids)
Source: RefSeq, a predicted model, not a curated record